Perca flavescens (yellow perch) is the source of this 2154-nucleotide messenger RNA. RefSeq names its product double-stranded RNA-specific editase B2. Bases 1 to 2154 code for a protein of 717 amino acids. Gene Ontology annotation, biological process: RNA processing; adenosine to inosine editing. Gene Ontology annotation, cellular component: nucleolus; cytoplasm. The transcript is spliced from 11 exons. Lineage: Eukaryota; Metazoa; Chordata; Actinopteri; Perciformes; Percidae. The record is from RefSeq and is a predicted model, not a curated record. Gene Ontology annotation, molecular function: double-stranded RNA binding; double-stranded RNA adenosine deaminase activity; tRNA-specific adenosine deaminase activity.
AUGGAGCGGUCCGAGCGCGAUCUGAAGGGAAAGUCCAAGAGGAAGAGGAGGAGGAGGUGCAAAGGCAAAGGUACAAGCAGUUUGGAGGUGAAAGAGAACGAAGAUGACAAAAGCCAGGUGGACUGUGACCUACUACGGAAGUAUCAUCCGUCAACCUUUUGCGCAACUUUCCCCAAACGCGGUCCAAGAGCUCUGAAGAGGAAACAGCCACUAGCGGAUGGGAAAGACCGGCUGCUCUACCAAAGCCACUUGACUUGUAAGAGAGCAGCCUGGGCUGUCGCUCACAAGAACGCGCUGGUCCAGCUGAACGAGCUACGACCCGGUCUGCGGUAUGAGCUCAUGUCAAAGACUGGCCCACUGCAUGCUCCAGUGUUUUCUGUGGGCGUGGAGGUCAAUGGUUUCCACUUCGAGGGCAGAGGACCAACAAAAAAGCAGGCCAAGAUGAGGGCGGCAGAACUGGCUCUCCGCUCGUUCAUCCAGUUCCCAAACGCCUCCCAGGCUCACGCCUCCAUGGGGAACUUCACCAGCACUCCAGCGGAUUUUACAGCGGAUAAGCUGGACAUCCCUGACGCAUUCCUUAAAGAGUUUGAGCCAUCGCUGUUUGAAAACUGUGAUCUCCUGCACUGCAACACAGCAAAAAAUGAGGUUUUCUACAGCAUUUACAACCACAGACGACUUGUGCGACUCACACUGGACUUCUUCUCAACCAAUCCAAAAAGACAAGCCCUUAGCAGCUCACUUCUAGGGCGCCUCAGCCCAGUGGCGCUGCUCAACGAGCUGCGACCAGGACUCAGGUACAUGUGCCUGACGGAGAGGGUUCAUGGCAGGCCAAUGAGGAGAUUUGUUAUGGUGGUGAGGGUGGAGGGGAGGGUUUUUGAAGGGUGUGGCCACAGUAAAAGACUGGCCAAGGCUCAGGCAGCAGCCGCCGCCCUGCAGUCCAUUUACAACGUAACUCUGGGACCAGAGAGGAAGGGGAUGGGCCUCCACGGCAGCAGAGCCAAACAUCAGCUACCUCAGUUCUUCGCAGAGUCGAUUUUCCACCUGGUGAAAGAGAAAUACUCAGAGCUGACAGACGGCUGUUUCUCUACCUCCUCACAAGCCCGCCACAAGGUCCUGGCAGGGAUUGUAAUGACCAGAGGGUUUGACCUCAGAUCGGCGCAGGUUGUGUCUCUGGCUACGGGGACUAAGUGUCUGGACUCGGACAACGUGAGUGACCACGGUGGUACCCUCAGCGACUGCCACGCUGAAGUCGUAAGCCGGAGGGCGCUGGUUCGAUUCCUGUAUGCUCAGCUAGAGCUGCUGCUCCGUGAGCCAGCAGACAGUGAGGAACAGUCGAUCUUCGUACCAAAUAAAGGCGGCGGUGGCUUCCGACUGCAGGACGGCGUCCUCUUCCACAUGUACGUCAGCUCAUCGCCGUGCGGAGACGCUCGACUCAACUGUCCCUACGAGACCACAGCUCUCCUUUAUGCAUCAAAAGAGUUAAAAAAAAAACAUAGAUGUCACCUCAGGGUGAAGGUGGACGGAGGCGAGGGGACGCUGCCCAUCACAGCGCCAAUGGCCAAUGUGAACUGGACCGGUGCGGCACCGGGCAAACCUCCCGUCACCAUGUCCUGCACUGACAAGAUGGCAAAGUGGAGCGUUGUGGGCCUCCAGGGGGCCCUCCUGUCUCACCUGGUGGAGCCAGUUUACCUGCACAGCCUGACGGUGGGGACGCUCAACCACACGGGUCACCUGGGCCGGGCCAUGGCACGGCGCCUCGCACCCGUCAAGAACCUGCUCUUCCCGUACCGACGACAGCAACUGCUGCUCGGCUGUCUGAACAGCAGCGAGGUUCGGCCGACAGGGAAGGCGCCGAACGUCAGCAUGAACUGGAGCCGCGGUGACGGAGGCCUGGAGGAAAUCAGCACCUCCACAGGAAGGAGGAAGGACUCAGGGACGCCGUCACAGCUCUGCAAGCGCUCCAUGUUCGCACGCUGGCAGAGGCUGCAGCAGCAGUUUAACGCUGCAGACACCACUCCAGGGACAUAUUCUGCUUCCAAGAUGACUGCCGGACGCUACCAAAGGGCGAUGCAGCAGUUUACCAGCGCUAUGCAGGCUGGGGGGCUGGGGUCAUGGCUCAGAAAACCUCCAGAACUAGGUCACUUCAACGUGUAA